GACUGGUGGGACAGGACAAAGCGGGAGAUUCCCCUCCCCGGGUCACCGGAGCGGAGCCGGACGUUACGGGGCUGAACGGUGCUGACCGGUGCUGAACGGUGCUGGCCCAGGGCGGGCCCAGCGGUGCAUCUGGAAAUCGCAUCGCUCCAUCCGCGGCCAGGGUUUUGAAGUAGGGAACGUCUCUCCAGAGAUACUGCCCACUGAAUUGCUCCAGCGUUUUGUGUCUAUCUUCUGUUUAAACCAGCAUCUGCAGUCCCCCCCCCCUGCACGGCUUCUCCUAGGGUCCAGGCCCCGUGUUCAGAUUUAACCUGAGCUCCGGACGGGGUGGCACAUUCAGCUGCCAUGGGACCUGGUAGGAAGUCAUAGAUUGACCCUCCUGUCUAACAAACCUGAGUGUCCGCGGCGAUGGAAGCGUCCCAGUGCCCUGACUAUGGGAAGGCCAUUCGCCAGCCCAGUGACCCGUCAACACACCACACCGGCGAGAGGCUGUUAACCUGCUCCGAGUGCGGGAAAGGAUUCAGCUGGUUAUCCUCCUUUCUGAGACACCAGCGGGUCCACACUGGCAACAGGCCCUUCACCUGCUCCCAAUGCGGGAAGGGCUUCGCCGAAUCCUCUCACCUACUGAGGCACCAGCCGGUUCACACGGGCGAGAGGCCGUUCCCCUGCUCCGAGUGCGGGAGGCGAUUCAACUGGUCGUCCUCGCUGCUGACCCACCGGCGGGUCCACACCGGAGAGAGGCCCUUCACCUGCCUGGAGUGCGGGAAGGGGUUCACCGAUUCGUCCGCCUUGAGAAGCCACCAGCGGCUUCACACCGGGGAGAGGCCAUUCGUCUGCUCGACGUGCGGGAAGAAAUUCAGCCUGUCGUCCAGCCUGCUGUCCCACCAGAGGGUCCACACCGAGGAGAGGCCGUUCACCUGCCCAGAGUGCGGGAAGGGAUUUACCCGACCAUCAGAUCUGGUGACUCACCAGCGCGUUCACACCGGGGAGAGGCCGUUCACCUGCUCCGAGUGCGGGAAGGGCUUCACUCAGUCGUCCAGCCUGGUGACCCACCAACGAGUUCACACCGGGGAGAGGCCGUUCAUCUGUUCAGAAUGUGGGAAGGGAUUCAUUCGCGCACCUGAUCUGGUCAAACACCAGCGAGUUCACACCGGGGAGAGACCGUUCACCUGCACUGAGUGCGGGAAGGGGUUCACUCAGUCAUUAUAUCUGCGGAGACACCAACGUCGAGUUCACACUGGGGAGAGGCCUUUCACCUGCUCUGACUGCCGGGAGGGAUUCGCCGACUCUUCGAGCUUUGCGGAAAACCAGCAAGUUCACACCGGGGAGAGACCAUUUACCUGCUCUGAGUGCGGGAAGGGAUUCACUUGGUCUUCCAGCCUGGUGACGCACCAGCGAGUUCACACCGGGGAGAGGCCGUACACCUGCUCGGAGUGCGGGAAGGGAUUCACUCAAUCGUCAAGCUUUUGCACUCACCAGCAGGUCCACACGGGGGAGAGGCCGUUCACUUGCCCCGUGUGUGGGAAGAGAUUUAACCAUCCAUCCAAUUUGCAGAGGCACCAACGCCUGCACACCGGGGAGAGGCCGUUCACCUGCUCCGAGUGCGGGAAGAGGUUCAGUCAAUCAUCCCAUCUGCAGGAGCACCGGCGGGUUCACACCGGGGAGAAGCCGUUCGCCUGCUCCGAGUGCGGGAAGGGAUUCACCCGCUCGUCUCAUUUGCAGCAGCACCUUCGGGUUCACACCGGGGAGAAACCGUUCAUCUGCUCCGAGUGUGGGAAGGGAUUCACUCAGUCGUACAGCCUGAUGAUUCACCAGCGAGUUCACACCGGGGAGAGGCCGUUUACCUGCUCCGAGUGCGGACAGGCGUUCAGCCGGUCAGACAGCCUGGUGAUACACCUGCAGGUUCAUUCCGGAGCGAGGCCUUUUACCUGCUCCCAGUGUGGGAAAGGGUUUAUUCAGUCGUCGGAUCUGAAGACGCACCAGCGAGUUCACACCGGGGAGAGGCCCUACAUCUGCUCCGAGUGUGGGAAAGGGUUCACCCAGUCAUCUAGCCUGAGGACACACCAACGGGUUCACACCGGGGAGAAGCCGUUCACCUGUUUUAGAUGUGGGAAGGGAUUUACUCAGUCAGCUGGUCUAUGGAGGCACCAGCGAGUCCACAAGUGACUGCAGGAGGAUUCUGCUGUUGUUGCUCCUGAUAAUGCUAUCCAUGGUUGCACUGCAUUCACUGUCCCAGCCUGAGUUAAUUCCUGUGAAGUUGUCAGGCCUUCUGGCUGGACUGGAGACUAAUGCGCUUUGACAGAUGCUGAGUAAAUGUCUUGAUCUUGAACACCCAUUGCAUUGUCUAUUUAAUAAUGAAAAGUCUAGAUAGAGUGAACGUGGAGAGGAUGUUAGACACAAAAUGCUGGAGUAUCUCAGCGGGUGAGGCAGCAUCUAUGGAGAAAAGGAAUGGGCAACGUUUCGGGUCGAGACCCUUCUUCAGACUUCAGAGAGGAUGUUUCCAGUAGUGAGAGAUUCUAGCACCAGAGGGAAAAUAGAUUGGCCACGAUCGAAUGGCGAACAAACUCAAUAGGCUGAAUGGUAUAUUCUAUUCCAAAUCUUCUCAUUUAAUAGCGGGAAUUGUACUCCUGACAGUUUAGUUAUUUAAAAGAUCAUUUGCUUGAA
Molecule: messenger RNA, 2661 nt
Organism: Amblyraja radiata (thorny skate)
Lineage: Eukaryota; Metazoa; Chordata; Chondrichthyes; Rajiformes; Rajidae
Product: zinc finger protein 239-like
Exons: 2
Coding region: 406-2163 (585 amino acids)
Biological process (GO): negative regulation of transcription by RNA polymerase II; regulation of cytokine production; regulation of immune system process
Cellular component (GO): nucleus; nucleoplasm
Molecular function (GO): DNA-binding transcription repressor activity, RNA polymerase II-specific; RNA polymerase II cis-regulatory region sequence-specific DNA binding
Source: RefSeq, a predicted model, not a curated record